AAUACAGAUAAAUAUUCGUUAGAAUCUUACAAUUAAACAUUUUUUGAAGCUUCCUGUUUUUUAACAGUUUAAGAUGUGGAGACCAUGGAAAACAAUACAGAAUUUAGAAGACGAACUACCGUAUAAUCUGCGACGCUUACUGUGAAUAGUGUUUUAACCCUAGAAGUGACGAUUUCUUAAGUGCUUUAUUAUUAUAUAUUUAAUAUUUUGUAUAUUAAUAAUUCGAAAAAUAUUGAAAAUAUACUUACAUCCCGCUUGUUAAUAUAGUUAAAUAAAUUCCUGAUCGGCAGGGUGUUCUAUAAACAGUAGGCAAAGUUAGUCAUGGGGUCGGUUGUAAAAGCACUAUAUUUCUGGUCGAAGUAUAACGCGUUUUGCUGGAUUCAAAACAUACUUUGGCCCUUCGAGCCGGAUUUGACCUGCAUCCCAAAAGCGAAGACGUUUAAGACAUACGUCCAUACGAAGUUUUCUUUUCAAUUAGAAAGCACCCCGUAUAUACGGGGCGAUUUCGGUAGAAAGCGCGACCAUUGAAAUCCGAACAAUGGCAUUACGCAAGCACGCAUUGUUUCGCAACGCGGCGGCGGCGCGAAUCAAACGCGCGACGUCCUUAAUCCGCGGAUUUCGGCGGCUUAAGGCGGCUCGGAUAACCGCGCCAGCGGCGCGCGGUGCGCCACUAGGUGUUUGACUAAUUCGACUUUUUCGUAAUGCCAAUAAAUUUUACAUAAUAUUAAUAAAGACCCAACAAUAAAACGAAAAUAUUAUUACGCACAUUAAACUUUAAUGCAAUAUGAUUAUUAUACAGGGUUUUCACAACAAAACCAAAUUUACAAACAGUUUUUAAUUAAAUCAUGAAAACACUACACAAAAUGUAGAAACAUUUGAAACAUUUGAAAUGAUUACAUUUAAGUAAAUUUUAAAAAAAUACAGGGUGUCCCAAAAGCAACAAUUUAACAAAAAAAAAGUUAUUGUUAUUGGAUUUUUAAAAAUAUUUAAGUUUGUUUGCUUGAAAGAAACGAAAUUAAACAAAAACAGGGUUUUUAUACAUCUAAAGUAUCAUUCAGUUAAGACUUUGGUCUGUUUUUGUUAUAAUUGUUUGCCAUAAGAGCGUUCAUUGAAGGUUUUGAUUUAAAGUUAAUCUUAGUGUCAAAAGAGCAUAGCAAACAAACGUUAUGACAUAACAUAUUUAACAACUUCUUUCAUGAAUCAAAUUUAAGUUACAAUAGCGCUCUAUAAAAAAGAGAAAACAAAUUUAUUUAACAUUUUUCUCCGGUUUUUUUUGCCCACCCGGUAGGUUCUUUAAAAAUUAUUUUUAUAAAAUGGAGCCGGUGGGAGCAAGAUUGUAACACUACAUGUUACUUAUCAACAGCAUCCCUAAAUUACGCCAAAAAUUGCUUGCUUGAUUGCUUGAUAAAUUACAAACAUAGUUUUUUGGGCUAUUUUUUUAAUAUGACUCAAAAGAACGUAGAAUUUUUUUAAGGACGAUUGCCUUUUAGAGUAAUUUACUUAGCAUAAAAUUAGACUCAAAACUUUCCUUUAGUGGAUUUCCGCAUUUCGAAUUUUAUCAAAAGAAAAUUUCUUUUAAAAAAAUCCCCUCCACGGAAAAUUGUAUAAAUACAACAUUCCCAAAAUGACACUGACAACAAACGUUACAAAAUUGUUGAUGACGUUUCCAUGGUAACAAAACGAUUUCGAUUUAAAUCGCUUAUUUUGAUUGUCGCGGCCUACUUAAUUAGUCUGCGAUAAGGAAAACGUUCAUUGUACGAAAUGUAUUAUGGGUUCAUUUCGAUACUAUUUCAAUACUCUUGAACGCGGGAAACGCGAUCGGGAGGCGCUACGCCACUGGCGGACGACGCUAAACCCUCCGAAUCAUCUCGAGAUCAUUCAAUCGAUCUACGUGAUGCGUUCGUUGACGAUCUUCGCGCUCCUCGUCGACGUGGGCGUCUGCUUCCUCGGCAGGAAACGUCUGGGGCUGCUGCCGCCCACGGAGACGCGCGCCAGCCCGCGCGUUUCGACCGGCCGCUUUCCGCAGAGGCUCGACCACUUUAGCCACGUCGACAACCGCACCUGGCUCCAGAGAUACUACGUCAACGACGAGUACUUCGACGCGGCGUCGCGAGACCGCGUUUUCCUGCAGAUCGGCGGCGAGUCCGCCGCCUCCGUCGGCUGGAUGACCUUCGGCUCGUGGGCGGAGUCCGCCCGCGAGUACGGCGCCCUGAUGUUCAUGCUCGAGCACCGCUUCUACGGGGAGAGUCACCCGUUCGCCGACACCAGCGUUGAGAACCUCCGCUACCUGUCCACGCACCAGGCCCUCGAGGACGUCGCCGCCUUCGUCGCGGCCAUGAACGUCGAGUACCGCCUCGCGGACGACGUCAAAUGGAUCCUCUUCGGCGGCUCGUACCCCGCCAGCAUGGCCACGUGGCUGAGACAGAAGUACCCGCACCUGGUGGCCGGCGCCGUCGCCGCCAGCGGCCCCCUCGAAGCCGUCCUCGACUUUAGCGAUUACCUCCAGGUGGUCGCGGACGACUUGCGCAGCCACAGCGAGCGCUGCGCGACGAACCUGGGGCUCGCGUUCGAACAACUCGCCGACUUCCUGGUGCCCGGCCGCGACGCCUCCGUUUACGCUUACGUGGACGGCGCGCUGGACCUCUGCAACCCGAUAGAAACGAGCCUGGACGCGCCAAAGGACGUGGCGAUGCUCCACGAGAUGCUGGUGGACGACAACUUCGCGGCGGUGGCGCAGUACAACAAGAACUACAACCGGGCCGUGUCGGUGGACGACCUCUGCGAGAUCCUCGUCGACGAGGACGCGGGCACGGUCCUCGACAGGCUGGGCGAGGUCAACAGGCUCGCGCUGAAGAGGUCGGGCAAGAGCUGCGUCGACUACAAGUACGACAACGUCGUCGCGCAGCUGCGCGACGUCACUCUCAGCCCGUCGACGAUGAUGAGGCAGUGGCUGUACCAGACAUGCACCGAGUUCGGUUUCUACCAAACGUCGAACCAGGAGACGAAGGUUUUCGGAGACAGACUGCCGCUGUCGUUCUUCACGGGCCUGUGCGGCGACGUCUUCGGCGACGGCUUCGACGAGGGCGUCGUUGCGGCGGCCGUCGCGACGACCAACACGCGCUACGGCGCCAAGGACGCGCGCGUCACCAAUGUGGUGCACGUGCACGGCUCUUUCGACCCGUGGCAUCCGCUGGGAGUGACCCGGACCCGCGACGACGCUUCCCCCGCCUUUCUGAUAAACGGCACAGCGCAUUGCGCCAACAUGUACCCCGAGACCGACGGCGACCCGGAGGAGCUGAAGAAGGUCAGGCGCGAGGUGCACAGAUUGAUCGGCGUCUGGUUAAGCACGGCCAAAUCGCCGGCCGUUUCGAACGAUGGCUCCGCGAUACCUAUCGUCGCCGCCUUAUCGCUAAUGCUUGCACUUAAAUGAAUAAAACCGUUGUUAUCGGCAUAACUAAAUCCGUAGCAAAUGCGUCAAAAAUUAAUUUAAGCCAAGUAAUGGACAGCGCCAUCUCAUUGCUGGUGGAUUAAGUUAUUUCGUGGAUAAAUAUGACUCGUUUUGUUUCCACGUCGAAAACCUGUUACAGCAAGACCAUUUAACAGACAAUUUUGCAAUUGCGAGAGUGGCAUCUAUUUCUUGUCGUUAUUGUCGGCAAUCAACGAAAAGAAAUUAUCGGCAAUUAGUU
This is a messenger RNA of Cylas formicarius (sweet potato weevil), 3686 nucleotides long. RefSeq names its product thymus-specific serine protease-like. Gene Ontology annotation, molecular function: serine-type exopeptidase activity; dipeptidyl-peptidase activity. The record is from RefSeq and is a predicted model, not a curated record. The transcript has 5 exons. Bases 1769 to 3430 code for a protein of 553 amino acids. Gene Ontology annotation, biological process: proteolysis. NCBI's taxonomy places the organism in Eukaryota, Metazoa, Arthropoda, Insecta, Coleoptera, Brentidae.